AUGUCCACCCUUUUGAGCGCCACCACCAGCAACGAUGACCGACCGCCAACUGCUUCUUCCAACGACACGGACCUCCACUCCACAAAUGGAAAUGCCACCUCGGUCGCCCCGAGCGCGGGACCUGUCGGCGAACCGGGUCUCCCUCCUUCACGACAGACGGAUGGCGCGCGCGGUUCACGCAGAGGAUAUGCUGCAUUCGGCGGCGCACGACCGCGCUCCUCACGACCAGAGUCUGCCACCAACUCGACACAUGUGCCCAUGGCAAACACCACCUUCUUCCGGCCUAUGAGCUCGCAGAAAUUGCAGGCGCAACGAGGGCAGACGGUCGUGCAGCCGAUCACCGAGGAUCGCCAGGACGGAGUGAAGAAAGGCAGGAUGCGAAGUCAUCGGAACAGCGACGCUUCGGUGCAUACAAUGCGUGCGGUGGGCAGGGUGGAGGAAGACGCGCCGCCUCCUCUGCCCGUAAGUCGGGGUGGAUACUCGGUCGCGACCAGUGCGGGUGGAGCGCCGAUCGGAGGGAGCAUGGACAGUACCGCCGCUUUGGAUCUACGGACUCCUCGACAACGGGAACAGGACGAGAAGGCGGCACAGAAGAAGAGAUUGGGAUUGGGAUUGGCGGUGGGAUCCCGACAUUCAAGUCGGCUAGAGGUUCACCACUCACCACAUCUGGACUCCCAUCCGGAUUCGGAAUCUACAACACAGGAAAAGCGACCGUACGACACUCCUCCAAAGAUGAUGGGGAGGAAUUAUGAGUACUUUGGUGGAAACAUGCUCUUCUUCUUUCUGGGACGAUGUAUGAACACCCGUGCCAAACCACUCAACAUCCUCACCUUCAUUUUGGCCGUUUUCCCCGCCGCCCUCUUUGCCAUCUUUUCCGCGCCGUAUCUUUGGCGGAAUGUCUCUCCAGCACUACCGAUCAUCUUCGCCUACGUCUUUCUUCUAACCCUGUCAUCCUUCUUGCACGCCGCAUUUUCCGAUCCCGGAAUUCUCCCGCGGAAUCUCCACCCUCACCCUGAACUCGAAUCUGAUAGGGACCCGCUUGCAAUUGGACCGCCAUCUACAGAAUGGGUCAUGGUCAAGACCUUCCCGUCCCAGCAGAAGAAUCUGGAAAGCAGCGCAGAACAAGGCCAGCACACCACAGCGAUGGAAGUCCCUACUAAAUACUGCAAGACCUGUCAGAUCUGGCGUCCUCCAAGGACCCACCACUGUCGGAUUUGCGACGCUUGUAUGGAAACGCAAGAUCACCACUGCGUUUGGUUGAACAACUGUGUUGGGAGGAGGAACUACCGUUACUUUUUCGCCUUCGUCGGAAUGGGAUCCAUCAUGGCACUCCUUCUCAUCGCCUUCAGUGCAGUGCAUGUACAACACUACGCCAGCGCGAAUGACAUCGGAUUUGGGAAUGCUUUGACAGGACGAACGCAAGAAAAGGUGGCAUUUGCGAUGAUGAUCUAUGCUUUAUUCGCGCUGCCUUAUCCUGGAAGUCUCUGCGUUUACCAUCUCUUCCUGGUGGGGAGAGGAGAGACGACCAGGGAGUAUCUCAACGGACACAAGUUCUUGCCAGUGGACCGCCAUCGACCUUUCUCACUGGGAUCUAGGUGGAAGAACUGGACCGCUGUGCUUCUGCGGCCUCGAGGACCGAGCUACCUGUCCUUCAAGAGGAGGUAUCUAGAAGGCGACGUUCGUCUAGGACAUGGCCAGCGGAAGAAGGACCGACGAAGGGAAGAGAAGCGGGAGGCUGUGGAGCAGAAGAGUCGAGUUGAGGGACUGAAACAACGAUUUACGGUCGGGAAUGGCUCGCCUGUGAGAGAUGGAGAGGGAGAGAAGAAGGAGGGCGUGGAGAUGAAGCAGUUGAACGGCGGUGCGGUGCACGGGCCUCCAAAUACAGCGAAUGGAGGUGGGAAUGGAAGGCCUGCAGUCGGGAGGUUGAACAGUACGCCCCGGCUCGGUGCCGGCGGCGGUGGCGGAGAGAAGCUCAAUUGA
Messenger RNA from Ramularia collo-cygni, 1980 nucleotides. RefSeq names its product related to Palmitoyltransferase erf2. The transcript has a single exon. Bases 1 to 1980 code for a protein of 659 amino acids. The record is from RefSeq and is a predicted model, not a curated record. Gene Ontology annotation, biological process: protein targeting to membrane; peptidyl-L-cysteine S-palmitoylation. Gene Ontology annotation, molecular function: protein-cysteine S-palmitoyltransferase activity. Gene Ontology annotation, cellular component: endoplasmic reticulum; Golgi apparatus. NCBI's taxonomy places the organism in Eukaryota, Fungi, Ascomycota, Dothideomycetes, Mycosphaerellales, Mycosphaerellaceae.